GCUGAGUGCAGCCUUUCCUUAUCGCGCGAUAGUCGCUAUGGGAACAUAUUGUAAUUUGCUAUAGUUAGAUUGUUAAAAACGAUCUAUCAAGUAAAACAUGUUAAAAUUUCGUGUUCCUUCAGCAAGUCUUUCAAUUUAUUACAAAAAUAGCAAAGAAAUCUACAUAAUGCGGACAGUUAUAAAGCACAAGACUCGAGAUGCUGGCAUCAGAAAGUGUAAAUGUUUCUUACAAUAAGGUUACGAAGAAGAAAAUAAAAUGAAGUUGGUUAUUUUGUGGGCACUUUUGGCCGUAAUGGUUGUCUUGCCACAAUCAGCUUACACUGAUGAGACUGAAGUGCUUCGUAUUUUCGAUCACAAAUAUCAUCCCAGCAACGAGGAAAUGAAAGACCAUUUGGACAAGGCAAAAUUGGAACAUCAUGGUUUCACAAGAACAGUUGAAACUACAAGAAAAAUAGACCAGAAAGGCAAAAUAACAGUGAAGAAGACGAUCCACUACAAAGUCAUUGACCACUGCUCCAAAGUAGGAAAAUGGGAAAAAGUCUUAGCAGAGCGCCUGCCCAAAGGUUGGACGAAAUGGUUCAAGAAGACUGAGAAGGAGGUUAAAAGACGUAUUGCUGGCAAAAAAACCAAACAAUGUGAAAUUGGUGUGGAGAUUCAUCCUCAACGCGGCUGUGGUAAGGAGAAGAGCAUUACCAAUGGGCGUAAGAAAAGAGGUUUUUGUAUUGGAAUUUGUUGGUACAGCUCUACUGUAGAAAUUCGUCGCUAACUUUGAAAUGAGAUGUUUUUCCCUUAUUUUGUCAUUUGUACUCAAAAAAAGGUUUUGGUGUAAAAAAAUUUCCAUGAAAAUGAAUGUGUAUUGUAGAUAACAGAUUUUACUGUUAUAAUAGUGUGUAAGUCGUUUGAGAAAAUAAAACAUUGCUGUGAAA
Xenia sp. Carnegie-2017 is the source of this 926-nucleotide messenger RNA. RefSeq lists its product as uncharacterized. The record is from RefSeq and is a predicted model, not a curated record. The coding region runs from base 257 to 766 and encodes 169 amino acids. Lineage: Eukaryota; Metazoa; Cnidaria; Anthozoa; Malacalcyonacea; Xeniidae. The transcript is spliced from 2 exons.